CCACGGCAUGGCCGCCGGCGUCCUGGGGAUGGCGCCCGCGCCCCUGGCCGCGCUGCGCUCCUUUGUGGCCACGCAGCAGCAGCAACAGCAGCAACAGCAGCACCAGCAGCAGCAGCAGCAACAACAGCAGCAGCAGGCGUCGGCGUCGGCCGGCAGAGGCGUGCCUCGCAUGAAGGUGACCCUGAACUACGAGCUGUCGCCGUCGUCGUCGGGGUCGUCGCCUCAACAGGCCGGAGACUGCUCGGGGUCGGACUUCUCGCUGGCGUCGAGUCAAAAGCGGAAAGCUGACGAAGGAGAACCCAACAAGGACUUAAAAAAGGCCAAGCUGGAGACCAAGGCCCUGAAGGCGAAGCGACCCGGCUUCACGGACGACCGCUACAACGAGACGUCGUACUACAUCGAGAACGGGCUGCGGAAAGUCUACCCGUACUACUUCACCUUCACCACGUUUACCAAGGGCCGCUGGGUCGGCGAGAAGAUCCUGGACGUGUUCGCCAGGGAGUUCCGGGCGCACCCCGCGGAGGAAUAUGAGCGGUGCAUCAAGGGUGGCACCUUGACCGUCAACUACGAGAAGGUGGACGUCGACUACAAGCUCAAGCACAACGACCUCCUGGCCAACAUCGUCCACAGGCACGAGACUCCUGUGUUGGCUAAGCGCAUUCGCCUGGUACAUGUAGACGAGGACAUUGUGGCCCUGGACAAGCCGUGCUCUCUACCGGUGCACCCGUGCGGCCGCUACCGCCACAACACCGUGGUCUUCAUCCUGGCCAAGGAGUACAACCUGAAGAACCUGCGCACCAUCCACCGGCUGGACCGGCUGACUAGCGGGCUGCUGCUGUUCGGACGCUCCCCCAAGAAGGCGCGCCAGAUGGAGCACCAGAUCCGGAACCGGCAGGUGGCCAAGGAGUACGUCUGCCGCGUGGAGGGCGACUUUCCCGACGAGGAGAUCACCUGCACGGAGCCCAUCGAGGUCGUGUCCUACAAGAUCGGCGUGUGCAAGGUGUCGGCCCGGGGCAAGGAGUGCGCCACCACGUUCAAGAAGCUCGGCUUCAACCAGAGGACCAACACGAGCGUCGUGCUGUGCAAGCCGCACACCGGCCGCAUGCACCAGAUCAGAGUGCACCUGCAGUUCCUAGGUUUCCCGGUGGUGAACGACCCGCUGUACAACCACGUGGUGUUCGGGCCCAACAAGGGCAAGGGCGGCCUGAUCGGCAAGGCGGACGACGAGCUGAUCCGCGACCUGGUCAACAUCCACAACGCCGAGAACUGGCUCGGCAUGGACGGCGACUCGGACCUGUCCAUGUUCAAGCCGCUGGCCCGCGACCUGGAGGAGGACAAGGGUGACGACGACGACGGGGACGUGAGCCGAGAGCCGUCGCCGUGCGGCUCCUGCGAGGACAACUCCGGGCCCGCCUGCAUGUCUCCCGGCCUGCACAACAACAACAACAACACUAGCGCCCUGAACAACAACAGCAGCAACAACAGCCACGCUGCCAUGGCCAGCCUGCCCUCCGCGGGGGUGUCCUCCGGCCUGGUCGGCACUGGUGCCAACAACCACCACCACCACAACAACAACAACAACAACAAGGUGACGGUCGCCACGCAGACGGGCCACGAGUGCCCCGACCUGGCCUUCCAGCAGGACAAGAUGAGCCACGACCCGCACUGCUACGAGUGCAAAGUGCGCUACCGAGACCCCAAGCCCAGGGACCUCAUCAUGUACCUGCACGCCUGGAAGUUCAGAGGACCUGACUGGUCUUACGAGACGGAGCUGCCGGACUGGUCAAAAGUCGACUGGUGCGAACCAGAUGACUAGACACAUAUUUUGGCCGAAUAAAAUCACGAGAUCAAUGCUUGAUCUCAUGAUGUUAUUGAUGACCAACUUAAUAUUUUGGGAGUCUAUGCUUGGUUGUAAUGAAGCAAGACAACAGAAUAUACCUCUAAAUGCCAUUUUAUCACUGGUACUGGGUAAAGUCUUCGGGUGUUUCAAGCAGCAGAAGACUAUUCUUUCAAUUCUAUUUUUAGUUCAAACCUCGGCCUGUGGCGUGAUAUCAUAAAUUAUUAGAUUAAUGUUGUGUGAGGCAAUUCCCUCUUGUGUUAUCUUUGUAGUAUGUGGUUUGUUCCUUCCGUUUCUUUUUAUCUCUUGAAACGAAAUGUUAGGUAAUUUUAAGUCGUGUUUCAUUUCCCAUCUUUUGCUUUCUAUCUAUCUGCCAUUCCGACAACUCCAUUUCCUUGCUUUUCUAUCCGUCUUCCUAUUAUACCCGGGGUAUCUUCUCUUACUUCUAAUGUAAUUUUAUAUCUCUCUAUUGUUUAAGGAAUGAUGAGAAUUUUUGUGCUGUGAAACCAGUACUUGCAUAAAGUUAGAGAAGACUCUUGGUUUUAGUCUAGAUGUGAGCUUCACGGAGCUCUGCACUAUUUGUUUGUUCGGAAAGUGAGUAGCAUUUGUUCAAACAAAUGCACUGCACUUUUUUAAAUGUCAGUUUAUGUACCAAACAAUUCCUUUGAAAAUUGUAUAUAUUGUUGUUUAGGAUUGAAUUAUUGUUUAGGCAUUGCCUAAGUUAUUUGCAAAGCCAUAUUAACUUUUGGAAAUUGCUGAUUUGUUGCACAUAAGAGCUUUGUAAACAGCUCGUAGAAAGUUCUAACUUAAUACAAUGUGUAUUUUCAGGGAUGUUUGGGGGGAAUGAAUUUUUGAGUCUAGCUCUAAGUGUCUUGUUUCAUAGAGUAAGUGUGAAUGUGAAAGUUUCAUUUAAAUUUUAUGUGAUGAACAGAUUCAGACCAAAGGGUGAUGUGAAGGUUCAUGAUUCAGCCAUCUACCUACAUUGUAUUUUUGUAAUUGCUAUUUUUUAAUAAUACUGUGAUGACUUGAGGGGAAAUUUCUGCUAGCUAAUGGUCAGACAUAAGCUUGCCCCUUUUUCAUGUUGGUAGUCUGUAGAUGCCUGCCACAUGAGUGUCCGACCAAUCAUGUUGUAAAUGACAUUUAAAUUACCAUAUGGCCCAUUGUACAGAAAAUUGUCUUCAUCACAAGGGAAGUGAGAACAAAAUAUUGUAUCAUCUCAAUUACAUGGAGUCCUGAGAUCAACAAUACAGGGUGUCCCAAUCACCUCUGUCAAAGGGUGAGUGGGACGUGCCAAAAAUUUCACACGUCUUUCUUUCUUUUUCACAGAAAUUGUACCAAUGCUUUGCAGAAUGAAUUUUCUUCCUAAAAGUUUCCAGAUUACUCCUAGACUAUUCCCUUAGUUAUUUUAAAAAAUAGCCUGCAUUGAAUGAUGUUGUAGAGAUGUACAAUGAAUUUUAAAACUCGUAGAAAUUUGAGUGAUGUGUCAAUGCAUCAAAGGUAGAUUGACUGUACAGGGUUUUAUAGUUAAUCAGGUAACUAUGAUGUUGUUAAGUAGGGAGCCCAAGGCCUGCAGGUGCAUAAAUCUGAAACUAUGUCUAAUUAACGCCAGUGCACUCAGAGAACAAUUCAAGUGUUUUUUGUUGUAUUUAUUUUUAAAUCCAUAAAGAAAGCCUGCUCUCCUUCCUUUUCAAAUGAUGCUUGUUUCAGACGAAUUGUCAAAUAUCUAAGUUAAUUAAGGUAAAAUCUUAAAAAAAACUGUUAGUAUUUUUCAGCAAAAUUUUGCUUUAUAUGAAAAGAUAGCUGAAAAAUCAUCAUGUACAUAAAUUUAAUUCAUGUUUUGUACCUACAUGUAGAAGACAAAAUUUAACCAAAUGAGGAAUUAACUUUUAUUAUGAAAGCAAAGCUUCAAUCAUAAAUUAUUUUUUUCAUAUAACAUUUGGCUUCUUAUAGAUACUGAGUAUCAAAAAAUAUCUCUGAAAUUUAAGUGUAUUGAAAUUAGAUGAUAUGUCUAUUUUAAAAUGUUUUAGCAUAGUUGUUACGCCAGGGUGAUUUUCUUUUAGUGAAAGAUUAGCUAUAAUUUGUGUGACUGUGUGUGAUUUAGAUGUCAGUAAGUGAGAGAGUGAGUAUGAAUGUGAGUGAGUUGUAUCUAUGGACUCAGUAUAGCAGCACUAGGCUGAGAUCAGCCUCCUCUCUUGACAAAAUUAAAAGUGGAAUCUUUUUAUUUUGCAGUAAAAAAGGGUUCAUUAUGAGGCAAGUCAACACUAAGUGAAAAAAAAAUGUUCUAUCUGUACUGAAAUAAACCUCAUUAAAACUCAUUCUUUCACUUUCAUUUACUAAGAAACUACUGCAAGUCAGCAGAGCUUGAUUUCUACAGUAGAUAUUAUGAAUCUACCAACAUGGACUGCAUCUAAGACAGGGUGUCUAAUAUUUUUCAGAUCUAUUGUGAGAGUGGCAAUUUUAAUUGUCCUGCACUAAGUGCUGCUUUGAUGUGUCAUUAUUUUGUAAGAGGAUGGAAAGGUUUCAUAGUAUUCAGUAACCCAGAUGGUCUUUUGUAAGUCGGUUACAGAAACUGCUGUAUUCUGGAAUCUUGCCAAUGGAUGCUAUCGUUGCAUCAUUUAAAAGUCUUUCCAUCCUGGAUUGAUCAUAUCCUUAUGACUUCCCGAUACCAUAAAAUAUAUGUUCAUAAAGUGGAAUAAAUUGAUGUAUUUGUCAGAGUAUUAGACUCUUGACUGAUUCAUUUGCAUGCGGACAAUCUCCAUUGGCUGCCUCGUUGCAGUACAGGAUUCUGCUCUUAUUUAGACAGACAUUAGCCAUGAGCAUCACUUUUUAUGAUUUUGUGCAGUCAUUUAGACAUGAAAUUAGGCCACAGUUAACAAGUAACAUAAAGGUCCAGAUGAAUGUGCAUCAUAUUUUUGUUACAGUAGAUCAACAAUAUUCCUUUAAUUGAAGAGAGGUUGUGAAUAAAUACCGUAAUGAUUGAUGUGUUUCAAAUUGAAUGCAUUCCAGCAAACUAUAACAUCAUUAACAAAAUGUCUGUGUUGGAUUUAGAUUUAUUCAGCUAGCUGAAGGUAGAGUGAAUUUGGAUUCUGUAGAUAAAUCAAUCAUGUGUAGGUUUGCCAAGUUUUCAGUAAGCAGAACUUCUUAGUCCUGGUUUGCUUCUUUGCCAGCUUAUGAGCACAUGCAACUCACAAUUUCUUCUUAAAUUUCAGGGUAUGUUUCGAAUUGAUAUCAUCUAGAUAGUUAUACUUGUCAUCUGAAAGGAAAACAGUCUUGUCUGCUGCUUAAUUUUUUUUUGUCAAAUAUUGUGUGGUCACCUGUUUUUGUUUUUCCCCUGCAAAACGGAAGUGCAAUUUUGCUUUCGAGCAAAGAAAGAACCCCUUACUUUCAUUUAAGGUGAUGAGUGCUACGCUUUAAAACACUCCUCCACAACCCCUUGCGCAAGUCCUAUUUGAUGCCAAGAUGUGAUGCAGUUUCUUUGUAAGAAACGCUAGUGAUAUUAUCGACAAUGAUUCACAUCCCAUUUUUUAAUGUUGUUGUAAUUAUAACUAUUAUAAUUGUCAUUAUUAUUAUUAUAAAUAUUAUUACUAUUGCUUAUAAUUGUUUUGGUGAGUGCUCUGAACAGAUGUUACUGUAUUUGUUCUCUCUUUUUUUAACGAUUGAGUACUUAUUUUUAAAGCAGUUGCUGUAAUAGUGGAAAGAAAAGCAGGUUACUUCAGCAAUACUUCAGUUGUUUCCUGAAUACAUACUCAUGGUUAGAUAUGUUGAUUCAAACUGGUAGAUUUAUUUAUUUAUUUUGUGGAGGCCCUGUUAGACCAACUCCUCUACUUUUCCCUGUGCAGUAAUUUUUAAAAAUUUCACAUAUCAGUGAAUGUUAGAUGCAAACUGUCAUCAGUAUUGAUAAGGUCUUUUGGUGUUUGUUUUACCUUUCCCCACAAAACAAAUUUUAAUUGAGUCCUACUUUUUUUCUAUCCAAGAUCUGUAGUUAUUAGACUUGUCCAAUGGGAACAUUCAGUUUGCAAAUUUGAUACUGAACAGUGGCGAAGUGGCUUCUUUCUUUUGCUGGUCUGUGACUGCAGUCACACCUGAAGCUCGUCAUUUAGCAGAUGCUAUUCUCAGUUGUGUAUACAAUGGUGUGUACAAAAUCUAAGUUGAUCAAAGCAAAGCAACAUGCAUCCCUAAAUUUUUGGGAUGGUGCAAACAACAGAUGUGAUACUAAGAUGAUGCAUUGUUUAUAAGAGCCUGAUUGGAUAAUUCUGCUGAGACAAUUUUAAUUGAAUCUUAAAUAUUAAAAUAUAAAUUUAAGUAACAGGUUUAAUGAGCUGUAAGUGAUCAUGUUGUAUAGUUACAUUUUAAUAAAGGAAAUGAAAGUUA
Messenger RNA from Thrips palmi, 6208 nucleotides. RefSeq names its product RNA pseudouridylate synthase domain-containing protein 2-like. The record is from RefSeq and is a predicted model, not a curated record. Gene Ontology annotation, molecular function: pseudouridine synthase activity; RNA binding. The transcript has 12 exons. The coding region runs from base 8 to 1816 and encodes 602 amino acids. Lineage: Eukaryota; Metazoa; Arthropoda; Insecta; Thysanoptera; Thripidae. Gene Ontology annotation, biological process: pseudouridine synthesis.